This is a messenger RNA of Cylindrotheca closterium, 1539 nucleotides long. The record is from the annotation of a GenBank genome assembly. Lineage: Eukaryota; Bacillariophyta; Bacillariophyceae; Bacillariales; Bacillariaceae.
AUGACUGACGACGUGUUACCAUGGAUCGCAGCAACUUACGGACAAGUAUCAGUGGGUCCAGAAUUCUACGUUUCGUUUGGAAGUAAUUCGGAUGCGAAGCAGGAUGAAAUCAAUAUUCAAGAUGUGUUUGACCUUGCAAAGUUCCCGGCCCAUUUUGAUUACAUUCGCAUUGAAGGGACGAUUGGCAGUUUGAGUCACGACGCGCUCAACCUACUCAACCUUCUACAAAAUGAUGGCAGAAUUUGGAAUUCCAUUUCCUUUCGUGCAAACAACGAAGAUCAACCAAGUUCCCCAGCGUUUUUGGCCAUUGUGACUGCCGCCAUGAAAAAGGCAAAAUGUCUAGACAUUGAAUGUACACUGUCGGAUACAACAGCCUACGCUUGUCUGGCUACAGGUCUCUUGGCCCAUGAUGGGAUUCAGGAACUGGAGUUGUAUGGAGCUGACAAUUUGGAAGUGGACGAUGCAAAAGUCCUGGCUGAGGCGAUGGUGUGCACAACUCGUCUCAAGUCAUUGCAGCUUGCAGGUGAAAAUUUACGAGACGAGCAUGUGUGCUCUAUUUUGGUAGAAGGAUUAAAAAGAAAUCGAUCCCUUGAGUCGCUGGAAAUCAAUGUUGAAGAUUUUGGAAACGAUGGUAGUAGCCUCCCGGAGCUGUUGCGCACCUUACAAAACCAUUGCAACCUUCGUGCAUUGGCUCUAUCUGGUCAAAUUGUAUCAGCGCAAGUCAUGGAGGUAUUGCGAGAAUGGUUAGGCCGUGAAGGUUGCAAAUUGCAAGACCUUCAGAUUCGCAACGUUUCACCCUUGCCCACCUUCAGUGGGAGUCAUAAAUCAUUCAAGUGCAGAACUUUGAAGCGGCUUGAAUUGAUAAACACCGAUCUUUCGAGCAACUCGUUGGAAGCACUAUUCCUUGAAUUUCCAAACUUGAGCAUCUUGUCGCUCUUUGGCAACAAUGUUUGUGAUCUGACCCCAUUGGAAUCUAUCUUGUGCAGGGAGGACUGCACGAUUAACGAGUUGGAUUUAGGAUGGAAUGAUAUCAGCCACGAAUCAAUCAUGAAGUUUGUUGACAAGAUACCGCUGAUGAAGAGUCUUAGACGUUUGCACUUGAGCGACAAUCCGUUUCUCAAGGAGGAGAUAAUUUUGCUGGAGGGGACGAAACAGCAAAGCACAUCACUUCGGCCGCUCUUAAAGAGAAUAAAAGACAGCAAAAGCCUAGAACAACUCACAAUGACAUGCCAGACAUCGGGAGAAUGCAAUAAGGCAGAUAAAAUUGAAUUGUGUCACACCAUGAAUGUCAAUCGAGGGGGGCGAUACGGAAUUGAAGUGGAGUCGGUAAAUCACAGCAUAUCACUUGCCAUGUGGCCAAAAAUCCUUUACCGGGCCUCAUCCAUACAAUACUUUGUCUGCCUUGACUCGACGUACUGGGAAGAAAAAGAACCGACCGACAAAAGUCCAAGGGCUUCAGUAGUAUUCUCCCUACUACGGGAUCAUGCCUACAUUUUUGAGCACUGUGGAAAAGUACAGGAAAAAGAAGACGAAAGGUGA